Cynara cardunculus var. scolymus (artichoke) is the source of this 452-nucleotide messenger RNA. RefSeq lists its product as uncharacterized. The record is from RefSeq and is a predicted model, not a curated record. The coding region runs from base 63 to 308 and encodes 81 amino acids. NCBI's taxonomy places the organism in Eukaryota, Viridiplantae, Streptophyta, Magnoliopsida, Asterales, Asteraceae. The transcript has 2 exons.
UGAGGGUGAGGAUCAUAAGGGUGUAUAGGUUAAGGGUCGAUUGAAGUCAGAAAUCGCAGGUGAUGAACUGGUGGCAGAAUAUGGUUCUUCCGAUGAGACGAGUUUGGCUUGCUGUUGGUGCUCGUGUUAAAUCCACUCAUAACGGUGGUGGGCUAUUGAAGCUACAUGACGAUAUACAGACAUGUGGGUACGAGGAUAUCCAAGUCAUGUGGGAGAUUCUUAGAAGAACGGAAUCGGGGGCGACGUCGAACCCUGCAAAGCGCAAGCCGAAACCAUUUUGGAAGAUCUUGGUGGCUACCGAAUGCUGAUCCACAUUCCAUUCCAUCAACUAAUUAAUCAACAUAACAAGCCAACUUUCUCCGUUCUGCUGUGACUUUAGCAUCACCUCUUAUCAAUCAGAAGUGAAAUAAGACUUAAAAGAUCAGCACCUCUCUAAAACCAAACAGCACCUA